This is a messenger RNA of Colletotrichum destructivum, 1368 nucleotides long. RefSeq lists its product as uncharacterized. The record is from RefSeq and is a predicted model, not a curated record. The coding region runs from base 1 to 1368 and encodes 455 amino acids. The transcript has a single exon. NCBI's taxonomy places the organism in Eukaryota, Fungi, Ascomycota, Sordariomycetes, Glomerellales, Glomerellaceae.
AUGCCUCCGGUCCAUUGCCAGCGCGUCUAUGGAGUCAAGGUCUCCAACGGAACGAGCCUUGUUCUCGUCGUCCCUCCGCCGCCCAUGGUCAGGCUCCUUCGAUCUGAACGCGCCUCCGUCAUAUCGGAGGCAGCCGUCUUGAAAUGGCUUGCUGGCAAGACUGUCGAGCAGCCUCUUCUCCAGGAGCGAACCCCCGAACCAGACGACCUGCUUGAGAUGUCGUCGGAUUUGGUCAGAUGGGGGAAAGGGGCCGGAAGUACCAUCGAUGACGCGGCGAAGGAGCUAUGUGCUCUACUACCUACACUCAUUACACAUACGGCGGCAACAAAUGAGUUGGGCCUCGAAUACAAUCUUCUUAGACCGACGCAAGGCAUCCCGAUAUCCGAACUUAACCCGCCACUCUCCCCCUCAGAGCGUAGGACAAUUGAUUAUCAAACCGGGCAGCUGUAUAGGAAGCUAUGCAAGCAUGUAUCCCCAACCGGUCGGUUUGGCCCUGCCUUUGCCGUUCUCCCUUCAGCUGCGUCACCAUCCGCGGCAGACCCGACGAAGCCGGCGAGACGAGACGUGAACGCGAGGCUGCUGGAAUCCAGAGGGGUUCAGUCCUGGGCCAUGGCCUUCCACUCCAUGUUGGAAGCUGUCCUUCGAGAUGGAGAGGAUAUGCAGGUUAUGCUGGGGUACGGCACUAUUCGCCGGCACUUCAAGCGCUUCGAAUACACACUCAACGGGAUUAAGACACCUCGACUUGUGGCCGUUGACGUCGGGAAGGACAUCAACACACUCGCCCUGAGGUCGCGUCGACGAGUCACCCCAUCUCUUGCACAAAGCAACACAAGGUUCCCUCUGACAGACCCCCUUCGAGGCAAUGGUGGCGAUGAGGAAAGCGAAGAGGACCCUGACCAAGAGGUGGAGUCAGGAUCAGAAGAUGCCGCAACCCUUACUGCCUGUCACCAGAACGAAGUUAUCAUGGCCGGAAUGAAAGACUGGAGCAAUUUCAUCUUUGGUGAUCCUUUAUUCGCGCUCAACUUCGGUCGCGACCCGAGCAGUGAAUUCCUUGCGGGUUUCGGCGGCGACGGGAGAGUUCAAGACACCACCAAGCCUGUGUUUUCCUCGGACAUGGUCGAGGACAAGGAGAGUGCUCACAUCCGUCUUCUCCUAUACGAUUGCUACCACACUGUUACCCAUAUCGCCAGAGGAUACUUUCGACCACAAAAGGAUAGCCACGGGCGUGAGCUAGAGGCUCGGAAGAGGCUUAACACCAUACUAGCACAGUUGGACGCCCUAGACGAUAAUGGUAUUCGAAGAGGGAGAAGAUCAAGCGGCGAGUUAAGCCCGGCGAAACGAUCCAAGAGCGGUGCCGAGGACGACUAA